Penicillium arizonense is the source of this 2046-nucleotide messenger RNA. RefSeq names its product Rad21/Rec8 N terminal domain protein. The record is from RefSeq and is a predicted model, not a curated record. Bases 1 to 2046 code for a protein of 681 amino acids. The transcript has 6 exons. Gene Ontology annotation, molecular function: protein binding; chromatin binding. NCBI's taxonomy places the organism in Eukaryota, Fungi, Ascomycota, Eurotiomycetes, Eurotiales, Aspergillaceae. Gene Ontology annotation, biological process: replication-born double-strand break repair via sister chromatid exchange; synaptonemal complex assembly; mitotic sister chromatid cohesion. Gene Ontology annotation, cellular component: cohesin complex; synaptonemal complex.
AUGUUUUACAGCCAUGAAAUCCUCACAUCGCCCGAACAUGGCGUUGCCACAAUCUGGCUCGUUGCGACUCUGGGCUCACGCUCUAUCGCCAGAAGACUGAACCGAAAGGCCAUUCUGGAAGUGGAUGUCCCCAAUGCUUGCAAGGUUAUCACUAACCCCGAUGCACCAAUGGCAUUACGACUGCAGGGAAGCUUGCUAUACGGCGUCUCACGAGUCUACAGCCAACAAUGCGGCUACACCCUUCUCGACACGCAAACAAUGCACGACAACAUGAUUUCGAAGCUGAAGAUCAUAGCAGGAAGCGGACUCGAUCCUACAGCCGGCCAGACAAAACCGAGCAACCUCAUCCUCCCCUAUGACCCAGCGUUUCUCCCUGAAACGGGGCUCCCAGGUCUAGAUAUCGACCUUUCAAUCCUAAACGGCGCAUUCGAAGACCCUUCAACCCAGCUCAGUGGUCUGUGGCUGAAAUCGCCGAAUAAUAGCUCCUCGGGUGUUUCGCCUAUGGGAAGUUUGCAGAUUGAAAUGCCGUCUGAUGACAUGCUCGGAGAGGGGACGCUUAUGGGCCUCGAUGAUAUCUACGGCUCUGGGCAGAAGAAGGGUGUUUUCGGUCAGAUUACUGGAUUGGGGCUGGGAAAUGAAGAGGGUGGUCUCCUUCAAGCUGAUUUUGAGUUUGAUGAGGAUGGAAAUCUCGUUGAGCUUGGUUCUCCCAAACCAGGUCGGAAAUCUUCUGUCGGUCCCCUGGGAGGUGAUGGUCCUGGCCAAGGACAGGGCUGGGAUGGAGAUCAGAUGCAACUUGAUACCGAGAUGCCGGUGUUAGCCGGAGACAACAAUAUGGUUAAGCUCGAUACUCAGACCAGAAAAUUAAAUAUUAUACAGGAAGGGAAAGAUCAGGAUCAGACCGAGGAGAUUGAUGUCCCAGCCGUGGGAGCUCGACAGGUUCGACGCCCGAAAGAUAUCAUCAUCGAUGAAAACACAGCGCUUCGUAAUGCGACAAUGGCGGAGUGGAACAACGAAUACGUCUUGAACAUGGCUCGAGCCAUGAAGCAAAAGAUGCAGAACAAGCUACCAACACUAGCCAAGAAGAACGCCGCGUUCUGGGUCUUCGGCCAGGGAAUAGGUUCCGUGGGUGUCAGACUAGGAAUGUGGAACGAACUGCAUCCUCUCAGUCUGUACUCCGGCGAAGACCUCUUCGACGCCAUCGGCGGUUACCCGCAACAGAACGGACAUAAGCGCGCCCAUGAAUACGAGGAAGAUGAGCAGGGACGUCGAGUCCGCGCCAGGGAAGAUGAAGAGGCGAAGCAUCUCAGCCGUGAGAAUAUCGACCGUCUCAACAUGGACGUUGAAAUGGGUCGUGAUGCGCCUUCCAGUCUAUUCGAUGAUCAUUCAUCCCACAUGCCAUGGAACAUCACCGCCUCCAUCCAGAGCUCCCGCCACGGACACCAAUACGGCAGUGUCAGUGAGCUCUCAUCUCGAAACCGCAAUGGCUCCAUCGGUCCAAGAGCCAGAGGACAAAACCGUCUCACCAGUGCUAGUCCCCUCGCCGGACAUGGCUACCGCACCGGACAUGAACGACUCAGCAGCAUGGAACUCCUGGGUGAUUUCGGCGACGAUCUUGACCUCACCCGGUAUCUGGAAGGCGAGCUUGCAACAGACCGCGAGACUAUCGAGAGUAUCUCUUCGCGUCGAAACACAGCCCUGGAGCGUGUCGCGUUGACGCUUGAUCGCGAAAGCUUGAAUUUCUUUCAUUUCAUCAAGAGUAAGCUGGAGGGUUCUGCUGAUGAUGAUGAAGGAAGCGUCGGAGGAAGUCCCGGUAGUAUUUUGUCUGGUACUAUCUCGAACAAGACUGGACAGACUACAUUUGCAACUCUCCUUCCUCUUGCCAGCACGACGCGCGCUGUCGCGACUCAGGGAUUGAUGAAUGUACUCACACUUGCUACGAAGGGUGUGGUCGAUGUACACCAGGGCCCCUAUGUCGAUGAGAGCACUGACGGACUGGGAGUGCGCUACCGCUAUGGCGAGAUUCUCCUGCGCCUAUCUGGAAUGUGA